AUGCGUUUCCUCGUCAAUUUUCUAGCCCUUGCUGGGCUGGCAAUCGGAAAUCCCGUUAACCUCCUCGAGAGAUCCGCUCCGCCUCAGGUCAAAUAUAUCGACGCCAAAGAAAUGACCAACCGAAUGCAUCUGAAGCAUCCGACUCACCUAAUCGGCCAGUCUCUUAACCCUGUCGAAGUGAAGAGAAUGGUGUUGUCUCACGCUGGCACGGCAGAUACACUCUACCUCCGUAACCACAAUACCUUUAUCCCAAUGACCAGCUUCCGGAACGGACCGACCUCAGACGGAGAGACUACUGCAGACAAGCACUGCUUUAUGUGGGACGAGUGGGAGAUUCGCGACAUCAAGUCGUACUGGAGUCCGUAUACGGCAGCCUCAAAGAUGCAGCAUGUUGGUAUCCUCGGCGAACGCGAGUCUGUGACGAUCCCCUGGGAGGAGAAAUUUAUCGCCAAGAGGAGAAUCAGUCUUACUCCCGACUGGAGACCCAUCAAACAUGUGUUGACCAUUGCACUGGGUUUCGACACAACAGACGAAUAUACCAAUAAGGGGACUUUUCACUGCACGACCGCUCCAAAUCGUAGGAUUCGUCUUUGGUUCCGGAAAUAUGUUGGAUCAGCAUAUGCGUUCAAGAAGAUAUGCAGAGGCUGUGGUAAUGAAAAGCCAGUAUGCGAAGAAACGUGGACGCCGCAGGGCCAAAUUAUCAUUCCAUCUGAUGGCUCCAAUAAGGACAUUAAUUACAACAUGCACUGUAGCUCCGAUUAG
Messenger RNA from Colletotrichum phormii, 762 nucleotides. RefSeq lists its product as uncharacterized. Bases 1 to 762 code for a protein of 253 amino acids. The record is from RefSeq and is a predicted model, not a curated record. NCBI's taxonomy places the organism in Eukaryota, Fungi, Ascomycota, Sordariomycetes, Glomerellales, Glomerellaceae. The transcript has 3 exons.